Molecule: messenger RNA, 1326 nt
Organism: Clarias gariepinus (North African catfish)
Lineage: Eukaryota; Metazoa; Chordata; Actinopteri; Siluriformes; Clariidae
Gene: mzt2b
Product: mitotic spindle organizing protein 2B
Exons: 5
Coding region: 115-714 (199 amino acids)
Cellular component (GO): spindle; centrosome
Source: RefSeq, a predicted model, not a curated record
GUCCCUCACCACGAGGUGGCGCGAGGCGGCUUAUAUCUGCCGUUUUUUCCUUGUUUUUGCUGACGAAGAAGAUUCAGUUGACGGAAGCGGUGUUUCUGUUGUGUCCGAUUACUAAUGACCUCCCAUUCCACUCAGCCGGGCUCCAUGCCCACAGCUCCAGACUCUCCGUCUCUUGGUGUCACAGUCAGCGGCGGUGUGCAAAAAUAUAGUGUGAAAAAGAAAAAGGUCCUCAAUGCAGAAGAAACAGAGCUGUUUGAGCUUACUCAAGCUGCUGGUAUAGUCAUGGACCAAGAGGUAUUCAAGAUCAUUGUGGACCUCCUGAAGAUGAACGUGGCACCUCUGGCUGUUUUCCAGACUCUAAAGGCAAUGUGUGCGGGUCAAAAGAUUUCAGACACGAUUGCCCCUGACCUAUCAACUACCACUGAAGUCAGAGAAGAGGACUCUAAGGUCCCAGACAAAAGUGCUAAAAAAGCAACCCCUCAGGCCCCGCCCACUGGCCCUGCAGCCCACCCUCAAAGGGCUGGGGCUAAGAUAGUGGUCAACAGCUCUGGGGAACAGAGCUCUCCUGUCUCUCAAGUGCGCAGUAAAUCCGGGACCGGUCAUGCAGAGAAACGAGAGCAGCGAGUGCCAAGGCAGGCGAGCGCCACCAGGGGGCAGAAGAGUGCCAAGAGUUCGGGCAGCAGCAGCUCUUCAUCCCAGCUCACCUCAAACUAAACUAUUAACUACUUCCAUAAACACUGAUUGUAAGUCAGUCUGGAUUUCCAGUGCCUGUAAUGUGGAACCCGAAACUUAUCCAGAUUUACUCUUCUCUUUCUGGUUUAUUACUUAUCCAGAUUUACUCUUCUCUUUCUGGUUUGAUAAACAUGUUGAUCUCUCUCUCUCUUUCUCUCUCACUGUGUUUUCUCUCUCACUGUGCCUGAUUUGAACCUGAAAGUGUUCUCUAUGGUUUUUAUGUCUGUUUAUUUAUUUGUGUUUUACAUUGUUCUCAGAUCAAUAAUGAUGAUGCAGAUUACGAUAUUUGACAUUCAGUUGUUUUUCGAAUGGUUCUGACAUUUUAUUUAAAGUGCACUGAAGUUUAAAUGCACAACUUUUAUCAUAUUGUAAAUAUGAUUUUAAAAAAUAGCUUCCAGUUUUAGUUAUAUCUGAGAGACAGGGAUGACAGGACCUACUGUACAUCCUUUUAUUGGGUUAUAUAAAAAAGAAACAACCUGCUUAAACACAGUACUUGAAUUGGCUUAAUUGUUUCUUUUAUUUGUAUUUAAACUAUGAACCGUGUUUUUUUUUUUUGUGUGUGUAUAUAGUUUGUAUCUUGAAACAAAUCAUCCA